Messenger RNA from Fukomys damarensis (Damara mole-rat), 7066 nucleotides. RefSeq names its product microtubule associated protein 4 (gene Map4). Gene Ontology annotation, cellular component: neuron projection. The record is from RefSeq and is a predicted model, not a curated record. The transcript is spliced from 20 exons. Lineage: Eukaryota; Metazoa; Chordata; Mammalia; Rodentia; Bathyergidae. The coding region runs from base 183 to 6884 and encodes 2233 amino acids. Gene Ontology annotation, biological process: microtubule cytoskeleton organization; neuron projection development. Gene Ontology annotation, molecular function: microtubule binding.
GGCGGGGAGGGGCAGUAUCUAGCGGAUGAUUCUUUCCAGAGAAAUAGAUUGAAUUAACUUACUUGGUCAGAAAUGCGGCAGGCCUAGUGCCUGCUUACAGAUCCAGAAUGCAUUGAGCCAGGCCGGACACAAGCAGUCUGGAGAGAGACCCAUAAAUGAGCAGGCAAUUGUAGCAGUGCAGAAUGGCUGACCUCAGUCUUGCAGAUGCGUUAACGGAGCCACCUCCAGAAAUUGAGGAAGAGAUCAAGUGCGACUUCAUGGCCACCCUGGAGGCAGAGGCCUAUGAUGAUGUUGUAGGGGAAACUGUUGGAAAAACAGACUAUAUUCCUCUCAUGGAUGAUGACGAGAAGACUGGGAACUCAGAGUCAAAGAGGAAACCAUGCUCGGAUACCAGCCAGGUUGAAGGUACUUCAUCUUCUAAACCAACCGUGCUAGCCAAUGGUGACCAUGCCAUAGAAGGGAACAAUACUACAGGGUCUCCAACCCAAUUCCUGGAAGAGACGAUGGCCUUCCAAGAAUAUGAGAACAGCCAGAACUGGCCAGAAGAUGCAGACUUUUGUUUCCAGCCUGGGCAAGUGGUGAACCCUAUCCAGACUGAUCCCUUUAAGAUGCACCAUGAUGACAGUCUGGCAGAUCUGCUCUUUGUUUCCAGUGGAACAACAAAUGCUCCAGCGUUUAUGGGGCAAAAUGAUCCCCAAGAGGACAGUUAUGGUAUGUCUUCCUGUGAUACAUUUAGUCCUGCCAGUAUUGCACCUCAGGGAUGGUCUAUACCAGCCCCAAACUCUGCACAGUCGGAAUCCUUUGUUUCCCCAAAGGAGUUUGGGGAACCUCCACAGCUGGCCAGAGAGCUGGCCAAGGAGAUAGAAUUGGCAUCAGUAGAAGACCAACCACUGAUAACAGCAUUGGAUAUGAUGACAGGACAGAAGAAAACUGACAUGGCACCAUCUAGAGAAACAGAGGUGGCGCUGGCCGACAUCAUGGCACCAGCCACAGAAACUAAAGUGGCUUCUGCUAAAGAUACAAAACAGCCCACCAAACUGGACGUGGCAGUAGUCGAGGACACAUGGACAUCCCUUGAAUCAGAUACAUCCCCGGCCAAGCACGUGGCACUGCUCACAGAAACAGAGGCUGCUGCAUUAAAGGACAUCGUACCACACUCAGAAUCAGAUGUGUCUUUGGCCAAGGAUGUGGCUCUACCCACAGAACUGGAAGUGGCCCCGAGCAAGGAUGUGACAGAGAGAGCACCACUUGUACUGAAGGAUUUGGCCCCACAGCAGGACAUGGUUCCACCCACAGACUCAGAGAUCACUCUUGGGAAGGAAGUGAUGUCAUUCUCGGAAAUAGAGGCAGAACUGGCUAAGGACACUGUAUCAUCCAUGGAAAUAUCUCCAGCCAAGGAGAUGGCUUUGUCCUCAGAAGCAGAGGUGGCCCUGGCAAGGGAUGUGGUCCUGUCCCCAGAAGCCCUGGUGGUCUUGACCAAGGAUGUGGCUCUACCCUUGGGAACUGAUGGGGUCUCAGUGAAGGAUGUGGCUCCACCCCUAGGAACAGAGAUGGGCUUGGGCAAGGGUAUGACUUCACCCCUAGAAACAAAGGUGGGCCUGGGCAAGGAUAUGGCGCUCCUCCAAGAGACGGAAAUGGCCCCAAGCCACCAAGAAACAGAGGUGGCUUUGGGCAAGGAUGUGGUUCUGCCACCAGACACAGAGGUAGCCCAAGUAAAGGAUGUGACUCCACUCGUAGAAAAGGUUGCAGUGCUGCCCUCUAGCACAGAUGUGAUACUGGCCAACAAUGUGACCCCAGCCAAGGAUGUCACUACAGCACCCUUAGAAACAGCGGUGGCAGCAGUUCUGAAAGACACGCAAGUGGCACAGAGCCAGGAUGAGCUAAGUGAAGAUCCUCAGCUAGAGUCUCUCCAGAGUGAGGCACAGUCCCCUGCACCUCCUGGCCUGAUUUCAGCAGAACCAUCCAAAGCCCCAGACGAAAAGCACAGCUUGCCAACAGAUGAAGAUUCUGGGUUAGAGAAAUUAGAACAAAAGAAACCACUCAGUAGUCACCCUUCUGAGCCUUCUUCAGCAAUUUCAGGUGCCUCUCCCACACAAGGCAGACAAGUUUGCAGACCCAGUGACCACAGGGCAGCCCGGCCCAGGCCUGCCAGGGUCCUUCCUGAGCUGCUGGGGGGCUCUUCUCCUUGGAAGACUCUUGAGCCCAGGCUGGGCCCUGGCCCUUGGGCUGAGUCAGAUUGGGUCUCUCGCUCUUCUUUCUGUGGUGAGCCUGGGAGCCAAAAGAAGAGUGUUCACACUGACUGCCCUGAACCCCAGAGGGAUCUUGGCAGGGACACCUGGGAUACAGAAAGCACCCCAGGGAUGAUGAAGAAAAAGAAGAAGAAACCAAAGCAAAAGAGAUAUUCUCAACCCCGGGCAGGGGGACCCUGGGAUGACGACAGCAUGGAUGAGCCUAGAAGUCACCCCUCUGCUUCUGGACCCCAGGAACCUGGGGUCCUCGCCAGCCAGUCUCCCACACUGAGCCCAGAAUAUGGAUUUGUUGCUAAAGAAAACAGGAGAAGGAAGCAUAUGCUUGACUCCAGAGCAGCUAGACAGAGAGGUGAGAAUGUCAUCUCAGAGAGUCUUAGCGCUCCUUCAUGUCCAGAAGAACCUCCAGCAACUACAGUUAGUGCUGAGCCUAAACUAAGAGUAGAGGAAGAGGGAAAAGAUAACAGUUUGGCGCUGAAGAGCCAGGAUAAGAAAUUGCCACAGCAUGAUGAAUACAAGCCAAAGCCUGUACCCCUCCUGAAGACUGUGGAUAAAAGCCAGACAGGAGGCCUUGCUGGUCUGGAAGGACCCCUGACAGAGGUUCCUAUGCACGCAAUGGCAUCUUCUUCGGAGACCAGACCCAAAGAGGAUGUGACCUGCUCUCCUGUCUUGGAACAGAAGGUUAUGGGUGGAGCUUCAAAACCCAUAGCAAUGAGAGAAAUGCCUACUAUUGCAGCCACAUUGACAAGUAACCCACUAGAAAAUAGUCUAAAAGAAGGGAAUGAUGGAAGUAAGAUGACUCAGCUGCAAGACGUCAAACAGGAAGAGUCUUCAGAAGGAGUCAAAGAGGUUAAAGAACUAGAAAAGGAAGUGCUUCCUAAGCCAAGAGAAGAAAUCAGCAUCUUUGCUUUUGAACAAGCACAUGGCCAAAUGUUAGGUCAGGCCUCUGGGCGAGGAAAUGAGCCAUUGAAGAGAGCGACAGGUGAUAGCAAAGGCAAGAAAGGGCGGGGAAGUUCUGGAAGAGUGAGGGGGUGUUCUGGGAAGAUGAGAGCAAAACCAGAGGUGCCAUUGCCUCUGGACUGUGGCAAGGAUGGAAGGGCUGUUCUGGGGCCCAGUGAGCCUGUCCCCAAGACCGAAAGGGUGACUGCUGAGGAGAAGAGAUCAGGGCUGGGGUUGAGUUCUUCAAAGCUACCAGCGACUGUGACUGGUCUCCCCGAAGCAGGGGUGGCAGGGGAGCCCAAGGAGAUGACCAGCCCGAGGGUAGGAAGUGCCAUGCAGGCCCUGAGUCCCCUAGAAAAUGGAUCAAGCUUGACUCAGCCUUGUGAUGGCAUAGAAAGAGGAGCCACAGUAAAAAAUGUAGGCUUCACUAAUCAGAGCAAGGAAGAAAAGUGGCCUUGGGUGGCCUGUGAGUCGACUCCCCAGAUUUCUGAAAAGCCUAGAAAGAGAGAUAAUGAAGGCAAAACCAAAAAGUUUAAAAAUAAUUAUCCCAUACAGCCUACUAGAAUAGAGGACAAAGAGGAAAUCCUCACCCCAUCUUUUGUAGGGAAGGAUGGAGACAGUACUUGUAGUAUUUCCCUGAUGGGCCUCGUUUUCCCCAAAGCGCCAGACCCUGUGUUCUCACAUACAUCAGAUGCACCCGUGGUAGAAGUAGUUGACAGAAAGGGUAAGAAUGUUGAGGGUAAUUCAGUUGAACUUGGGGCUCUCAAGGGGAGUAAAACACACACAAGCAAGGAUUCUGCUGUUAUUGACCCAGCUCCCAGGGUGACAGAUGUGAGCUGCGCAGACCAAGCCCAGGUGGCAGGAUUUGUUCCCUUAGUAGUGUGUGAGGAGAACAAGACCCAUGCAGCCAAGGGCCACACAGCAGUGGCUGACAAACCAAAUAACAGGAAUAAUGAUGGAAAAAAUAAAAAGAUUAAAAGUAGUUUGCCCGAGGAGCACAUUCUGGAGAAUAAGAUAGAUACAGCAAAAAUACAUGUUCCCAUGGAAACCUCGGGGAACCACAGAAUGGAAGGAAUGGAUUAUGUGGAUGAAAACAGAAAUAUUACAUUUACCUGUCCUGGCACAUUCUCAGGGCUACUAUCUAAGUCAGCUCCUCCACAGAUUCUGGAGUCAGCACUCUGUGAAAAGCUGCCCCAUCCUGUUUCUCCAGUAGUAAAGGAAGGGGAUUCCUUACCAGACACUUUGGCAAAAAGUGGACAAGAAAUAACCCCGGCCCCGAAGUCCACAUUAUUAGAAGAUAGCUGCAAGAAAGAUGGAGUCCCACGGCAAGAAAGACCCAAGGCCCCCUCUGCUGUUAUGCCCUCUAGAAGCAGAGCAGGAGAUGUCCCACUUUCCACAGCAGCCAUGGAAACAGUUAACAGUCAUGGAGAUCCCUGGCAAAAGAAUAAAGGUGAGCUUGAUGAUCCCAUGAAAAAUGAAGCAGGGGCAGAUGAGGGGCGAGUGGUAGGAGAAUCUGAGUCGGGACACCACGAUGCCUCUCAGUGCUCAGUUGGGCAAACUGCAGAGCCAGCAACACGAGGUCACCUUCUUACUGAAGUGCCUGCAGACGAGAGCCUGCCAGGAGAGGCCCGAGGCCUAGGAGCAAAGGCAGACAGGGGUGGCUCCCCAGCAUCUCCAGUGAACCCAGAGCAGGUAACUGAGAGAGGCUCUGUUCCAGCCCAGGUUCCUGACUCAUUGGGAGACAAAGCACAAAAACUCAACUUCUGUGAGGACCAAAAUGCUAAAGGUAGAGAUCCCAGGGCCUCAGAUAGUGUGGAGAAGGAGGUAGAUUUGACUGUUUUGCCUCCAAAAGGUGAAAAGGAUAAAUCAAAAGUAAGUAGCCCAGCUUGUAAAGUCACAGAAUUGGAAUGUGUUUCCCGGCCAACACCAGAGCUCCAUUCCAGUUUCUCAUGUGUCACAGUUGAAGUUCCUCCUGCAGAGAUGGAUGAUGAGUUAGUAAUGACUGCUUCUAAGGGUCUCCAGCUCCCAGCACUCAAAGAUAACAUUGUAGAAGCACCUCAGAAAAUGACAGAAAAAUUGGAGCCAAAGACACUGUCCAAAGAGGGAAGGGAAGAUAAAGGCAGAACAGCAGAACCAAUGAAAGGCUACAUGAGACCUACCAAAUCCCGAGGAUUUACUCCACUUUUGCCAAAGUCUGCAGUCCAGGAACGAGAGAGAUCCAGGCAAACAAAGUCCAUUGGAAUAGCCAGGCCAGAAGAAGGAAAGGCGGUGGCAGUGAGUGUGACCGGAAAUGACAUCUGUACUCCACCAAACAAGGAGCUCCCACCAAGCCCGGAGAAGAAAACCAAGCCUUUGGCCACCAUUCAACCUGCAAAGACUUCAACAUCGAAAGCCAAAACACAGCUCACUCCUGUCCCUAAGCAGCCAGCUCCCACCACCUCUGCUGGGGUGAAUAAAAAACCCAUGAGUCUUGCUUCAGGCUUAGUACCAGCUGCCCCACCCAAACGCCCUGCCGCUGCCACUGCCAGGACUUCUACCUUAUCUGCGAGAGAUGCAAAACCAAAGCACAUUGCAGAGGCGAAGGUUUCUGAGAAGCAGGGCUUGCCGUCCAAGCCCGCCUCAGCCCCGGCCCUCAGACCUGGACCCAAGAGCACCUCAGCCACUCCAAAGGUCACAUCAGCUGCUGCUCCUGCCUCCAUGGGGCCAAGCAGUAGAAGCCCCCCAGUGCCGGCGUCCAAAAGGCCUGCUGCUAUUAAGACUGAGGGCAAACCUGCAGAUGCUAAGAAGACAGUGGCGAAGUCUGUGCCAGCUGACUUGAGUCGCUCCAGGAGCACCCCUACCAGCUCUGUGAAGAAAACCACCACUCUCGCAGGGGCAACCCCCACGGCCGCAGUGGCCCCGACUCGAGUCAAGCCCACCCCGCUUUCCCGGCCCUCCGCGUCUCCUUCCCUGGACAAGAAGCCUGCCGCUGCCAAGCCCAGCACCUCGGCCCCCAAGCUGAGCCGCCCAGCCACUGCAGCCCCUGCCCCCGAUCUGAAGAAUGUCCGCUCCAAAGUGGGCUCCACGGAGAACAUCAAGCACCAGCCUGGAGGAGGCCGGGCCAAAGUAGAGAAAAAAACAGAGGCGGCUACUACAGCUGGAAAACCUGAACCUAAUGCAGUCACUAAAACAGCUGGCCCCAUUGCGAGUGCACAGAAAUCGCCUGCUGGGAAAGUCCAGAUAGUCUCCAAAAAAGUGAGCUACAGCCAUAUUCAGUCCAAGUGUGGUUCCAAGGACAAUAUUAAGCAUGUCCCUGGAGGUGGGAAUGUCCAGAUCCAGAGCAAGAAGGUGGACAUCUCCAAGGUCUCCUCCAGGUGUGGUUCCAAGACGAACAUCAAGCAUAAGCCGGGUGGAGGAGAUGUCAAGAUUGAAAGCCAGAAGCUGAACUUCAAGGAGAAGGCCCAGGCCAGGGUGGGCUCCCUGGACAACGUGGGCCACCUGCCUGCGGGAGGCACCGUGAAGACUGAGGGCAGUGGCAGCGAGGCCCCUCCGUGUCCAGGCCUCCCUGCUGGGGAGGAGCCGGCCAGCUCUGAGGCUGCGCCCAACACUGGCGCCCCCGCUCCAGCCAGUGGCCUCAAUGGCCUCACCACCCUGUCAGGGGGUGGUGACCAAAGGGAGGCCCAGACCUUGGACAGCCAGAUCCAGGAGACAAGCAUCUAAUGAUGACAUUCUGGUCUCGUCUUCCGUCUCCCCCGUGUCCCUCCUGUCUCCCUCACUCCCUCCCCUCCCCUCCUCCCGUGUCCCUGCAGAUUGAGACCUACAGGCUGACGUUCCGGGCAAAUGCCAGGGCCCGCACCGACCACGGGGCCGACAUUGUCUCCCGGCCCCCUCACUUCCCUGGC